AUGUUAUCUAUGUGGUUUUUACAAAUAUUUACUCUUAUUAAAGCUUUACCUGGUUAUGGCUCUUCUAAUGGUUUGGAAGUGGCUGGAAUGACAAGAAUGGAGACCCUGGACGGAGCACCAAAUGCAAGCCAACCUGUGUUACAAGCAUUGGACUUGGUCGAGGAUGACUGGUGUCUAGGAUCAUUUAUGAAUCUAGGGGCUGGAUCUAGUGCUCAAGCCGUGUUGUUUCAUGCUGGAGUCCUUGGAAGUCCUGCCAUUUGCGCUACCUACCUUGAUGGUCUUAAAAUGUCAGAUGUACUGCUAGUGGCAACCCUUCCUUCUCUCCGAACCCAUGAUGAUGAUGACAUUCAAUUGCAAUAUGAUACAAAACAUCCAUUGUCGUUGACAAGAUACUAUGAUUGUCGUCUAUACAAUCAAAUCAAUCCUUCCUUUUAUUGUACGGGGAUUGAUACGGUAUCGCUGUCAGAUGAUAUACGCAAGGUACAAUGGUUGUCGUUUAUGAAAUCAAAUCUCGAAUAA
Halteromyces radiatus is the source of this 519-nucleotide messenger RNA. RefSeq lists its product as uncharacterized. Bases 1 to 519 code for a protein of 172 amino acids. The transcript has 9 exons. The record is from RefSeq and is a predicted model, not a curated record. NCBI's taxonomy places the organism in Eukaryota, Fungi, Mucoromycota, Mucoromycetes, Mucorales, Cunninghamellaceae.